GAGCCUGUGUACAUGCAGGUAAACCAUGUGUUAUUUUUAACUUUUUAACAUGUACCGUAUUUUCUCUAAUAGUACUGCACCCACUAGUUCACUUUUAAAGGCCAUACCUUGGUUCAGUUGAAACAAUAGUGAGUAGUGUUAGAGUGGCUUUUUUACCAUACCUAGGAUUUUUUACCGCAGACAGUCACGAAUAGUGUGUGAAUCGAGAGAUUCAGAGAAAGACGAGAGAGUGAGAGAUUUGGUUAUAGUAAGACAUUGACGAUUUUUAAAUAGUGUGCGAUUUCGAGAGAUUUAGAGAAAGAGACUAGUAAGACAUUUUUGAUGUUCUUGGUUCAGUCAACCAGGGGACGGAUUAUUAACCAGGAUGCUUUGCUUUUCGAUUUUUGAAAAACAAUAAACUGUAUUCCAUUUUUCCAACCAGUUUUUACCUAACGGAUGAAUACGAUUUACAAGAACAGAUGUUUACAAUACAAAAAUUUAAACGUACACAACAGGGGGUACCGGUGUUACUAAAAGACAGCUGCCUAUAAACCCAAACAAAGUAACUUCCGAUUUUACCUAAAAUCAAUUCAAUCCUCUUUCAUCGACUGUUCCAAUCUUUUUUAAUCAUCCAAUAAUGAACGCUGUGAACGUAUAGUUCAGUUCUAUUGUCUCUAUUAUUACUAUCGCAUUUCCCAUCUGUCUUUGUGUAAUAGAGGUCACUCAUCUGGCCUGCCCUCUUAGUGUUCUACCCCUUCAAUAUAUUCAUUCUAUACAUCAGCUGGCGAGUGAGAGGUGACCCAUCUCCUCUCUCUCCAUCCGGCCUAUUUAAUCAAUAAAUACAUGUAUUCAAACACUAGUUUAACAAUCAUAAACAGAUAAUGAGGUACCAUUAUCUUCCGUUUAUAACGCUAAUUUUGGAUACGAUUUUUUAUCCGAGGAAGACGAGAAAUUUUUUUCGUUCGAGAAUUACCACAAUCUACCUGAGAAGGCACAAAUAUUUAUCUCUGCUUUGGAGGAACGCGAAGAGAAGAACAAGAAGUUCACAUAUGCGGCUCUAUGUGAGUAUUUUUUGUGGGGGCUUUCAGGGGUUUUCAAUUUUGGAAACUGUUUAGCACCCCUAGUAGCCCUACUCGUAAGACUCACUCUUGCGGAUUUAUUCCCUCACACUGGUUCGAUCGAACAAGACUUCAUCCUCCUCCUAACCGAUCAGAAAAACAGAUAUGAUAAAAAAUGUUGGCUUGCUCGUCGCUGCCUCGAUUUCGACGAAUGUGUUCAGUAUGGUCAGCUCAUCUACUUUGGGAUCUACUCUUUAGAAAAUAACCACAAAACCGCCCUCGUCACAAUUUUCGAUCCCGAAUGCUGAAAAAUUGCCAUUGUGAGAAUACAUAAAAUGAAGAGCGCAUCUGUCAAAAAACUAAAAAACUUUCUGAGAAAAUUAUCAUAUCAGAGAGACAUGGUCUCCUAUGGUAAAGAAGAUUUUUUGGCGGACAUCGAGCACAAAGACAUGCAAUCAAAAUUCGUUCGCACGAACGGAACGAGAAGUCUCCUCAGUCUAAAAGCUGAAGCAACGUAUUGGACAGGAUUGGACCUCCACAAGGGCGAGACUAUGUCCGAUUGGACGAACACUCAUCUACGUGGAGACCAACUGAGAUAUGCUAUCAUGGACACAAUCGUUAUGCAUCUCAUUAUAAAGCAGAGGCUAAGAAAUAUUCAUAAGAACGAUCCACGACUGUUCCAGUACGUAUUCGAGAAUGGUCAUCCUCUACCCUACAACCGAUGAAAUCAAAAACCAAAAUAAUCAAAUUUCAAAUCUGGUUUCAAAUCUCAUCUCUCUUAUAUUUAUCAACUAUACCGACAGAUCCUCUCUCAUCAAAAUUCAAAUCUCAUCUCUCUUAUAUUUAUCAACUAUACCGACAGAUCCUCUCUCAUCAAAAUUCAAAUCUCAUCUCUCUUAUAUUUAUCAAUUAUAUCGACAGAUCAUUUUUUAAUUAAGUUUAUUCGAAUAAAUAUCAUCAUCAAUAA
Caenorhabditis elegans is the source of this 2004-nucleotide messenger RNA. It is a transcript of the gene W04A8.4, whose product is annotated as 3'-5' exonuclease domain-containing protein. Bases 1436 to 1762 code for a protein of 108 amino acids. Gene Ontology annotation, molecular function: nucleic acid binding; 3'-5' exonuclease activity. Lineage: Eukaryota; Metazoa; Nematoda; Chromadorea; Rhabditida; Rhabditidae. The record is from RefSeq and is marked reviewed. The transcript is spliced from 3 exons.